Molecule: messenger RNA, 2535 nt
Organism: Danaus plexippus (monarch butterfly)
Lineage: Eukaryota; Metazoa; Arthropoda; Insecta; Lepidoptera; Nymphalidae
Gene: Pgm1
Product: phosphoglucomutase
Exons: 10
Coding region: 137-1819 (560 amino acids)
Biological process (GO): carbohydrate metabolic process
Cellular component (GO): cytosol
Molecular function (GO): phosphoglucomutase activity; magnesium ion binding
Source: RefSeq, a predicted model, not a curated record
AGUUAAAGUAGUUCUUGGCUAGUGUUUUGUGCGGCAAUAUCUGACCUUACGAACUCGAGAUAUCAGAAUUGCAAUUGGGUGAAGAGUCUAAAGAUACAUUGCCUGGGUAGCUAGAACAUUCUAGUAUUAACUAAAAAUGUUAACAGUGGAGGAAAUCGAGACGGUUCCUUUUGAGGGCCAACAGCCGGGUACCAGUGGUUUACGUAAAAAAGUUAAAGUUUUUCUUCAAAAGAAUUACGUAGAAAACUUUAUUCAGAGUAUUUUAAAUGUUAACGAGGAAUUGGAGGGAUGUACUCUGGUCGUGGGAGGAGAUGGAAGAUAUUUGGUCAAAGAAGUAGUCGAUACGAUUAUUAAGAUCUGUGCUGGUAAUGGUGUUGGUAAACUCAUUAUUGGACAGAAUGGUCUUCUGUCUACGCCAGCAGUGUCCCAUCUCAUAAGGAAGAAUGAAACAUUGGGUGGAAUUAUCCUCACCGCUUCACACAACCCCGGUGGUGUAGACAACGACUUCGGCAUCAAAUUCAACACAAGCAACGGAGGGCCGGCUCCGGAUGGUGUGACUAAUGAAAUCUACCGUCACAGCACCAUCAUCAAAUCAUAUAAGAUUGUGCCAAACAUUAAAUGUGAUAUAACAACUAUCGGAAUAACUAGAUUCAAGAUUGAAGAUAAAGAUUUCGUGGUAGAAGUUAUAGACUCGGUGAAGGACUAUUUGGAUUAUAUGAAGGAGAUAUUCAACUUCCCGCUGAUCAAAACCCUGUUGGAGGGAUCCGAAGACAAGAAGAAAUUCAAUGUACUCAUUGAUUCCAUGAACGGAGUGACCGGCCCUUACGUGAAACGCAUCUUCGUCGAUGAGCUCGGAGCUACGGAGGACAAUCUUCGCAGAGUGGUUCCUAUGGAGGACUUCGGUGGAAUUCACCCGGACCCCAACCUCACGUACGCUGAGGACCUGGUCAGAGAGGUCAGGAAGGGAGACUACGACUUUGGAGCAGCUUUCGAUGGGGACGGUGACCGCAACAUGAUCUUGGGCCGCGGCGCCAUGUUCGUGACCCCCGCAGACUCGUUGGCCAUCCUCGCGUCCUGGUUGCACGUCAUCCCCUACUUCCAGCGGACGGGUGUGAAGGGGUUCGCCCGCUCUAUGCCCACAGCCGCCGCCGUUGAUCUCGUCGCCAAAGAAAUGAACAAGGAAAUGUUCGAAGUACCCACAGGCUGGAAGUACUUCGGUAACCUGAUGGAUGCUGACCGUCUGUCGCUCUGCGGCGAGGAGAGUUUCGGCACCGGCUCUGACCACAUCCGCGAGAAAGACGGCGUAUGGGCGGCGCUGGCCUGGCUCAACGUGAUCGCUCACAGCGGACUCAGCGUGAAGGAACUGCUCAUGAGGCACUGGAGGAAGUACGGCAGGAACUACUUCGCCAGACAUGACUUCGAGGAGUGUUCGCUGGACUCGUGCCGCCAGCUGAUGACCGACCUGGAGCGGACGGUCACCGCCGAGGGGUUCGUGGGAUCCAAGCAUUAUAUACAGGAUGUAGAGAACGCGGUCGUCGCCGCCGACAACUUCUCAUACAUGGACCCCAUAGACCGCAGCGUCGCCUUGAACCAGGGUAUUCGUCUGGUUUUUGAGAACGGCAGCCGCAUCAUAUACAGGCUGAGCGGCACCGGCAGCCAGGGGGCCACGUUACGUAUAUAUUUGGAAGCGUUCACUCCCUGUGACGGCGACAUCCACCUGUCCAGCGAGGAGCGGCUUCAGUCCCUGGUGACGCUCGCCAUGAGGUUCGGCAGAGUGAGGAGAUACACCGGCAGGGACAAACCGACAGUCAUCACGUAGAGCAGAACUUACAAGCAGAACCGUUACUAACUACAUACGGAUAGUUUAGACUUUAUUUUUUUAUCUGUAAAUGAAAAACUUCACUCUCCGUAUGCAGUUCUAUGCGAAAGUCUAGUAAGAAUACGAUGAAAUCACAAUACAAUCAAUAUAAGCCGUGUAUGACCAACUAUUUGGCCAUCAUCACCCACUUGAGAAAUUUGAAUGGCCAACUGAUGGGCCAAUCUCGCCAAUGCCAAUACUUCUCUUGACCAACUAGUUGGCCAUUAUCGCCAAUUAGAACCACUACAUACAUUGAUACAUACUAUUGUUGCUUCUCCAGAAAGCGUUCUUAUAAGAAACUUCUAGAAAAUUUCUUCAAGUUAUCACAUAUUUUAUAUACAAACUAUAUUAUUAUAAUAUUUACAACUAAUGAAUUUUAUGUAAAUAAAGAGAUUUUAUGAUAAAACAAUACAAGGGCAUAAUAUUUAAUGAGCUGUACAGUUUAAAUAUUUUAUCAGCGGCCAUCUUUUUUUAAACGUUUUUUUGGUCUUUCUUGCCAGUAUAUUUAUUAUUUGACUGUGUCAUACAACUUGGUAGCUGUAAGAGAAAAAAAAAUUGUGAUUUUUAAACCCAAAAACUAUAAUAAGUUCUAGUGAAGUCAUUUUUGACUUUUUCUCUUGUAAUUUCUGUUCCUUAAUAUAUUUGUAUAUUAUUUUUCAAUAAAACAUACAUAUAAA